AUGCUUAUCCAAGUCCUUUAUGGCCUGGCAGCCAGUGCCCUGUGGCAAGGCCAAGCCGUUGCAUCACCAAGCAAAGACAAUUCACUGGAGCGCUUCAUUGAUAAACAAGCUGAUGUUUCUAUCAAGGGUGUCCUUGCCAAUAUCGGCGCUGAUGGGAGAAGGGCACAGGGUGCAGCGCCUGGUGCUGUUGUGGCAAGUCCAUCGAAAGAAGACCCAGACUAUUGGUACACUUGGACUCGUGAUUCGGCCUUGACAUACAAAGUCCUCGUUGAGAGAUUUAUGCACGGUGAUAAGUCUCUUCAGCGCAAGAUAGAUGAAUAUGUCUCCGCGCAAGCUAAACUACAAGGAACCACAAACCCAUCUGGCAGUCCAGAGUCAGGUGGUCUCGGCGAGCCAAAGUUCCAUGUGAAUCUCACUGCUUUCACUGGAUCUUGGGGUCGACCCCAGCGUGACGGCCCUCCCCUUCGUGCUACCGCCUUGACGCUGUAUGCAGAGUGGCUCAUUUCCCACGGCGAACGAGCCAAAGCUACGAACAAGGUCUGGCCAGUCAUUGAGAAGGAUCUUGCGUAUACCACCAAGUUCUGGAACCGUACUGGCUACGACCUCUGGGAGGAAGUCAAUGGGUCUUCUUUCUUUACACUUUCGGCUUCGCAUCGUGCUCUUGUUGAAGGUGCAGCCCUGGCUAAGAAACUCGGCAAGUCUUGUCCUGACUGUAUCACCAACGCUCCUCGAGUUUUGUGCUUCCUUCAGAGUUUCUGGACUGGCAGCUACAUCGACUCCAACAUUAAUGUCAAGGAUGGUCGCAAAGGUCUCGAUGUCAACUCCAUUCUCUCGUCGAUCCACACCUUUGAUCCCGACUCCAAGUGCACCGACUCGACUUUUCAGCCUUGCUCAUCCAGAGCUCUUGCGAACCACAAAGCAGUCGUUGAUUCUUUCAGAUCCAUCUAUGGUGUCAACAAAAACAGAGGCCAAGGCAAGGCCGCUGCUGUUGGUCGAUAUAGGGAGGACGUGUACUAUGAUGGUAACCCUUGGUACCUGGCCACACUCGCUGCUGCGGAGCAACUCUACGCCGCGGUUUACCAGUGGGACAAGCUUGGCGCUGUCACUGUUGAUGAUGUAUCGUUGUCUUUCUUCAAGGAUAUUGUUCCCAAAAUCUCGAAGGGCACUUAUUCCAAGAAAAGCAAGACAUACAAGGAGAUCAUAAAGGCAGUCAAAGCUUACGCCGACGGUUUUGUCGCUGUCGUACAGACCUACACUCCCAAGGAUGGCUCACUAGCUGAGCAAUUUGACAAGUCGACUGGAACUCCCAAGUCCGCUGUCCACCUCACCUGGUCCUACGCCGCAUUUGUCGCCGCAACUGAACGUCGCGACGGUAUCGUUUCUCCCCCAUGGGGCGAAAGCGGUGCCAACAAGGUUCCCACGGUAUGCCAAGCAGCCCCAGCAUGUGACACGACCAUCACCUUCAGCGUCAAGAAUGUACAAGUGUCAUCAGACCAAAAGGUUUAUGUGGUUGGCUCAGUGACUGAACUUUCCAACUGGUCGCCUGAGGACGGCAUUGCGCUUACGCCAUCGGGUUCCGAGGGAGUGUGGAGUGUCAAGGUUAAUAUUCCUUCUGAUACAAGCUUUGAGUACAAGUAUAUCAAAAAGACCAGCAGUGGCGAGGUUACGUGGUUAAGCGAUCCCAACAAUCAGGCUAUUACGGGUAGCAAGUGUGGAAGUAGUAGUACUCUUGAUGAUGAGUGGAGAUAG
Messenger RNA from Fusarium poae, 1749 nucleotides. RefSeq lists its product as uncharacterized. The coding region runs from base 1 to 1749 and encodes 582 amino acids. Lineage: Eukaryota; Fungi; Ascomycota; Sordariomycetes; Hypocreales; Nectriaceae. Gene Ontology annotation, molecular function: glucan 1,4-alpha-glucosidase activity; starch binding. The transcript is spliced from 2 exons. The record is from RefSeq and is a predicted model, not a curated record. Gene Ontology annotation, biological process: polysaccharide catabolic process. Gene Ontology annotation, cellular component: fungal-type vacuole.